AUGGAGCCCUUGGUUCAGGGCCACCCCGCGUGCCCGCUGGUGGGUGUAGACCAGCUGGUGAGCACAUUCAUCGAGGAGUCUUUCCUACUUCGAGUUUGCUGUAUAGGCUUCCCCGGCAUCAUCUUUGCGCUCAAUAUCGCCUACGUCAUCUUCCUUGUCACUGCACUCUGGCGUUGUGCUAGUGGGUGUAGACCAGCUGGUGAGCACAUUCAUCGAGGGGUCUUUCUACUAAGAGUUUCAUGUAGGCUUCUCCAGCAUCAUCUUUCCGCUCAAUGUACUUCAAAAUUACUACUUACCGGUAGAAGCGGGUAUGUUUCGGGUGCCUACAUCAACUUGCCCUCGGGGCACGCCUUCCGUGUCGAGCCGGUGCUGGUUCAGCUUGCCACACCGAAUGCUUCAAUCGUCGGCCCUCUCGCUGGUAUCUUAGUCGGCCUCACCUACGUCUACAGUGCCAUCACGCCCAUCUCCGACCUCGUCUGAAACCUGUUCGGACUGCAACCCUCGCGCCUGACGCGGCCGCACCACAGUUCCUACGACCGUCGGCGUCAGCCAGCAGUUUGCUAGACCAAUGGCUCCUAGGAGGCAUUGGCUAGACGCGAUGCCAUGGGGGGCAAUCAUUGCGUCGAUUGUACUGGUUGCGUUGCACACACACAUUGUGCCGCGUCAAUUGAAGCAGCUCGUGAACAGUCCCUGUGUCACCGCUGUGCUCGUGAUA
Molecule: messenger RNA, 715 nt
Organism: Dermacentor silvarum
Lineage: Eukaryota; Metazoa; Arthropoda; Arachnida; Ixodida; Ixodidae
Exons: 3
Coding region: 1-480 (159 amino acids)
Source: RefSeq, a predicted model, not a curated record